GAUUUCUAAACUGUUUGGACAUCACUAAUUUCAUUCAGACCUUUUUUUAUUAAGUCUUUUUUUCUCUGUCAGUUCAUGACAUGUUCAGUGAACAUUUAAUUCAGAUUUCUAAAAAGUGUUGAAAAAAGAGGAAAUACUGCUUGCUUUCUAAUUACUCUUACUAUGGGUUUGUAUGGAUGAAGGUUUGUAAAGACAGUUGAGUAUAUUUUUAAUAAAGUUGUCCAAACCCUCAAGUAUACAAGAUAUUUUAUCUCAUGUGAUUACAACCCUCUUUAUUUCUCCCAACUUCCUUGGUGUUUAGAUGAUACCAUGUAAAUCACAGAAAAACUGUUCUAUUACUGAUAAACAUUAAAUACACAUAUUGGUAUCAAAUGGGAGACUUAAAGACAAAAUGGGAAUGAUACUUAAGGAAAACAAACUUUUUUACUUUAAUUUAAUUUGGACAAACCAGUGCCAGUAAAAGCCUUCUAUGGACAGUUGUGACCACAAGCUUUUGGAAGAUGCAGCUGACCUUCAUUGGGUCAAUCCUCUUUGUUGUUAACAUUUCUUUUCUUAGUACCUCAUCUUACCUUCUAGGUCUAGCAUCACUUUACUCCAUAAUUCUCACAGCUGUGUCCUGGACAAUGGAAUGCAAUGGCUGUACCAAAGAUUACGAGAAAAGAACACGAUUAAUAUACACUGUAAUUCUGAUGAUUGAAGGUGUUUUGUUUGGUCUAUUUGUCCUAGCCAUGUUGUGUGAUCAGUACUCAGCUAUCACAGGUGACCUCACAGCUGUGGAACAUGUACAGCGGCAAAUCAGAGCAAACCGCAAACCAAGGAGUGCUCUCUUAGCUGAAGUGUUUGGAAGAGGUGGAUUUUUCAUUUGGUUCUGUCCAUGUUCUUCUCCUCCCAACCCACAACGGUCAACAGCAUCAGAACGCUAUAAUGUCUGACCGGCAUGGUUUCAGAAAGAACAAAACAAUGAAGAAGGAGAAUCUGGGAUCCUUUCAGAAGUCAUGAAGUUAAAGCAUUUCCUAACUUCAUUUGUGGAGUGUAAACCUACCCUCUCACAUAAUUAUGACAGCCUUUAUUAAUUCCCAGGAUCUGACUUGCAUUUCUCCUAUCCACAGCACAUUUCAUGUAGAUCAGUUAAUUUAGGUGUUACAUUGAGAUAUCACCCUCAAGCUGACAAUUUUGUAUAUUUUCAUUAUAUGUUUCCUGGAUAAUGUAUUGCUGUGGAAAAUUACUAAUGAACCAGCAUAGAGCUGAAGGUUGCUGAGGAAUUGCUUUUCCUGUGAUUUCAACCAAAGGACACACCCUUUAAAGUUGACCAUAGUUUGACCAGCCCAUGGAUGCAUUCAUUAUCAUGCAUUGCAAGGUCAUUACAAUGAUUGGCAUUGUCACUCUGAAUUUUUUAUUUGUCCCAUGCUUGUGAUAAGACAGAAAAUGUCUUUCUCUAACCCAGUUCUUGUAUCAACACAAACAAUGCAAAAGAAUUGCUUUAAUUUCAAAUUUUGCCAGUGUCAGUAACUUUAAAUGAAAUUUAUUUUUGUUGUGAAGAUCAGUCUGACAAAUCACCAUUACUCCAGAACAAAAUACAUUUUAAACAGAGAUACAUGUAACUCUAAUCGUUGUAAAAUAGUUAUCCAAUUCAGCUUUAAAAGUGGCAAAUACUGUUUUGUAAAACUUAUUUUCAAAAAAAGUGCAUACUAUGACUAUAUUUAUUUAAUGAGAUAAUUUAAGAAACUAGUCAUAAAUUUUUCACAAAACAAUGCAUAGUAUGGAUCCCAUUCACUUUUAGUAACAGUACAUUAUUAACACAUGUGCAAAAGUGCAAAUUUCAAGACUGCAGGUUGUCACUGUGUUUUAUUUUAAGACUUCUUUGAUAUGCAACAAGAUCAACUAAUUAAUUUCUACAUUAUUGUCAGAGCCCUUUUUGAUUGAGAGUUGCAAAACCACAACCAAGGCCAUUGCAAUGGCUUCUCAGAAGAAAGGGAAAUACCUUUAAGACCCAAUGAAUUCUUAAUGUAAAAACAACCAACUGCCUAAAGGACGGGAAAACGCGGGCAACCAAGUUGUAAUUGGUUUUGGAUUUGCAUCCGAUUCGUUGAAAGAAUGGCACGAGUUUUUCUAGACCAAUCACAGAGUGAAGUGAAGCAAAGCCAAUGCAAACCUGGAUUACUUUGGACUUUUAACUCAAAAUUCCUCCAAAAGAAGCUUUGUAUCAACUUGACUUCACUUUUCUCUUGUGGUAUGAAAAAGUUGGCUGAAAGAAGAACCUGUGUGCAAUCCAUUCUCCUGAUCCAUAUUUCUCCACCCAUAUGUAUAAUAAGGUUGACAAACUAGCUUGCAAACGAAAUUAUUUUCAAGUUUUAAGGUUUGUAAAGGUAGUAAGCCUUUUCCUCUGUUAAAAACGCUAAGAUGCAAUCAUUUUUAAAUAUUUAUCUUAUACUGUUAUUGUGAGUAAGCUGAAGAUUAAAAAAUGUGACAUGAAGAACAAUUUUGAUACAUCAGAAAACAACAUGUAUUCCAGAACACGAUAAAGAAAUUAUACUAUUCAAUGAAAACUCUACCAGUAGAACCCUAAGAGUGACCAGCAUUUAAUUUCUCCUUGUAGUAAUUCAUUAAGGUUGUGAGAAUAAAUGAAUUGAUCGCUUA
This is a messenger RNA of Stylophora pistillata, 2637 nucleotides long. Its product is annotated as palmitoyltransferase ZDHHC3. Lineage: Eukaryota; Metazoa; Cnidaria; Anthozoa; Scleractinia; Pocilloporidae. The record is from RefSeq and is a predicted model, not a curated record. Gene Ontology annotation, molecular function: palmitoyltransferase activity.